Messenger RNA from Nicotiana attenuata, 1848 nucleotides. Its product is annotated as ATP-dependent (S)-NAD(P)H-hydrate dehydratase. The record is from RefSeq and is a predicted model, not a curated record. The coding region runs from base 1 to 1476 and encodes 491 amino acids. Gene Ontology annotation, biological process: metabolite repair. Gene Ontology annotation, molecular function: ATP-dependent NAD(P)H-hydrate dehydratase activity. Lineage: Eukaryota; Viridiplantae; Streptophyta; Magnoliopsida; Solanales; Solanaceae. The transcript is spliced from 13 exons.
AUGGAUCCACCCAUGCACAGGAAGUGCAUACUUUUUGCGACGCCACCAUCUUUUGCAGAGUCUCCAUAUCACAACGACUGUAGUGGUAUAUUACAAAGGAGGCUCGUUCAAGCAAUUUCUAGUACUAAUAGUUCGUUUAAUAGUAGUGUGAACCCUAGUCCUACUAAUGCUGUAUCUACUUUUAAUGUUCAGUCUGCUAAUGCUUCCCAUACAGGAAGCUUUGUUGUAAACCCUAGCUCAAAGUUUUAUAUCUUAUCAGGGGCUGAAUGGGAUUUAACUAUAAAACCAAAACCAUCAAAGUUUCCAGAGAGCCAACAUAAGAACACUUUUGCUGAAGCUCAGAAAAAGGUUACAGCUUUUGGUCAGAGAUAUGCUUGCGGGGGGCUUCGGUCUUGUGAUAAUUUGAAGCUGGUUUUCUCUGCAGCUGUCAUCCGUCGGCAGCAGUUCUUGUUAAGGUGUUUGGGAGGGUCCGCUGAGAAAAAGAACUUUAAUUAUCAAAGUAUUAGAAUGCAAUCUGUAAUGAGUAGUGGCCCAAGCUUGGAGGCUGAUUCUGUCAGCAUUUUGAGAUCAAUAAUUCCAGGUCUUGAAUCAGCUAAGCAUAAAGGCCAAGCUGGGAAGAUAGCUGUUGUUGGUGGCUGCCGAGAAUACACUGGUGCACCAUACUUCUCUGCAAUUUCAGCCUUAAAGAUUGGUGCAGAUUUAUCCCAUGUAUUCUGUACCAAGGAUGCUGCUCCUGUUAUAAAAAGCUACAGUCCUGAGUUAAUUGUGCACCCUAUUCUAGAAGAGUCCUACAGUAUUAGGGACGAGGAGAAAAGUUCAAUAGCAGCUAAAGUGAUUGCUGAGGUUGAGAAGUGGAUGGAGAGGUUUGAUUGUCUUGUUGUUGGUCCAGGCCUUGGAAGGGAUCCGUUUCUCCUGGACUGUGUAAGUAAUAUCAUGAAGCAUGCGAGAGAGUGCAAUGUCCCAAUGGUUAUAGAUGGGGAUGGGCUUUUUCUUGUGACUAAUUGUCUUGAUCUGGUUAGUGGCUAUCCCUUAGCAGUCCUGACUCCAAAUGUAAAUGAGUAUAAACGGCUUGUUCAGAAAGUAUUAAACUCUGAGGUAAAUGACCAAAAUGGAACCGAUCAGUUGCUGUCUCUUGCAAAAGGGAUUGGCGGUGUUACAGUCCUGCGGAAAGGAAAAUCUGACUUUAUCAGUGAUGGUAAAACAGCUUGUGCAGUGAGUAUUUAUGGUUCUCCGCGGCGCUGUGGUGGGCAGGGUGACAUACUGUCAGGAAGUGUUGCAGUGUUCCUAUCCUGGGCCCGCGAAUGUGCGGCUAAAGGGGAGGUAAGCAUGAACCCAACCAUAUUAGGAUGUGUCGCCGGAUCUGCUUUACUGAGGAGAGCAGCAUCUUCGGCAUUUGAGAGUAAGAAAAGGUCUACGCUCACUGGUGAUAUCAUCGAGUGUUUGGGAAGAAGUGUACAGGAAAUAUGUCCAGUCUAAUUGGAACUUAUUGGGAGCACGACACUUCUACUCCAAACUUGAAGAAGCAGUUCUGUGGUAAAGGGCAAAGGGGAAACAAAGAAGGAAAAAUAAUGGAAAGUAGGGAAACUCGUCCCGUUUGUUGAUGCUAAUAAGACUGAGGUGUGUGAAUAUAGCUACUCCUUUUUGCAGUUGUAACGUCCGAUCCCUGUUUCCCUGAUCCUGUAGCUUUUAGUCUCAUGCCUAUGCUCAGUGGUAAACAUUUCGUGUUACUAAUCAUAAGCUUUAGUUUUUUGGGCAUGGGAUUUAAGUUUUACAUUGCAGUGUAAGUUCUUUUACAUUUCAGUAUAUUUUACUAGCUCUAACAGGUUAUCCAUCUUCGAUUCUAUGUUA